Molecule: messenger RNA, 1406 nt
Organism: Quercus robur (English oak)
Lineage: Eukaryota; Viridiplantae; Streptophyta; Magnoliopsida; Fagales; Fagaceae
Exons: 2
Coding region: 189-1406 (405 amino acids)
Source: RefSeq, a predicted model, not a curated record
AGUUUCUAGAUGGUGAUCUGAAACGCGUUAAGGAAAGACAUGCUUAACUUGCGAAGAAAUUCCCCUAUGCUAUCCUGGUUCUUUCACUGAGAUUUUCUUUGUUGCCCACGAACAACAAUUUGGUUAUAUAUCUCGUUCUCUCGCUGUAUUUAACAUCUCUAAGAUUUGCUUUGGUUCAUAUAUUCAAUAUGGGUCAGGCUAAUAUAACCCUUCCUAUUUUCCUAGUUAUUUUGGUUGCAAGCUCUGCCUUAUCUGAUUAUCCUCCAAAAAACCCAGAUAUGAUCUUGGGGGACAAACUGGAUUCCCUGCCUUAUUCAAGACUUGGCGAGGCAAGCAGUCCAUGGCUGCUGAGCGUGCAAUCAGAUCUACCUGAACCAACCUUAUCAAUGCUUGUGGGUGGUAAGGAUGAUGAAGAUGCAGGCCCAGGCUUUCUAGAACAGCCUUUACUGCCAUCAACGGCAAUAGAGGCUAAUGGUGGUGCUGCAGGAAGUGGCGGCGAUGGAGAAAGCAACCUGGGAUCAAAGAAGGUUCUUCGCAGCCUGGUGAUGAUCAUGCUGAUUUUGCUGAUGAUCGUUGGAGAACUCUGUGUUCUUCCAUCCAGGAAAGAAACACGCGCUGUUGAUUCAUGGGCAACCAUGAGUUUCCACCAUUUGAGCUUCAAGGAGUAUGAUAUAUUGCAGUGUCUGGAAGGGAGCCCUGAGCAGCAUCCUAAAGUAGUUGUACUUGGCCGUGUUGAUAAAGGUAAUGGAAGAGGCAGUGGCACAGGUCAAGAUGGAACCAAAAGAUUCGCCAAAGGAGGGAGUAAUGGUGAAGAGGAAGAGGAAAGUGGGCGUGGAAGUGCAAGUGUUGGGAGAGAUGAAGGCGGAGGAGGUGAAGGAGAAGGCGAAGGUGGAGAGACUGGUGGAGGAGUGGGUGGAGGGAGAGGCAGAAGCGGUGGAGGAGGUGGAGGUGGAGGUGGAGACGGAGAUGGAGAAGGAGGCGGAGGCGGAGGUGGAGAUGGAGGUGGAGGUGGAGGUGGAGGUGACGUCGAAGGCAGAGGUGAAGAUAGGAACCGUAGACCAACUGUGAACAUAAACAAACUAGCCAUGAUGUCCAUCACAGUCGCAGCCCAAACAUCUGCUUCUGUCAUUGUUUACCAUUUCACUGGAAAAUCUUGUUCCGACAAGGUCUUCCUAGUUUGUGUUGUGGUUGGUAACUUGGUGGGUUAUCUUUGUUCCAUCACUGCUGUCUUGCUAACCCAUAGGAAGCCACGGAUUGCUGGAGUUUUUGGACUGAUAGGAUCUACUGCUGCUGCCACUGGGUUCUUAUUAAUGACAGCUAUGUUCCUCCCUAGCUAUCUUGUUUGGAUUGCUGGCAUCGCUUGUGCUGCUUUGAUUUUCGUCGUUUCCUUGGCAUUCAAAUCAUGA